AUGGAGGAGAGCACCAACGUCGCUCAAGUAACGCAACGCCUACGCGAGAUUGAGGACCACAACAUCGCUCUUCGUUUGCAGGAAGAAGAAUUCAUGAGGCAUUACAAUCGGAAUCGAGAAGAUCGACGCCUCGUCGGCGAUGACACGAAGCGAUCCAUCAGAGAACAGUUGAACGAGGACGAAGCUGCUAGGAUGAGAAGGCUCGAAGCCAAUAAAAAAAUGUACUUUUCUGUUCUUCUCUUUUUGCGCUGA
Messenger RNA from Cooperia oncophora, 252 nucleotides. Lineage: Eukaryota; Metazoa; Nematoda; Chromadorea; Rhabditida; Trichostrongylidae. The record is from the annotation of a GenBank genome assembly.